Messenger RNA from Charadrius vociferus (killdeer), 2229 nucleotides. RefSeq names its product G protein-coupled receptor 112 (gene ADGRG4). Gene Ontology annotation, cellular component: membrane. Gene Ontology annotation, molecular function: G protein-coupled receptor activity. The transcript has 14 exons. NCBI's taxonomy places the organism in Eukaryota, Metazoa, Chordata, Aves, Charadriiformes, Charadriidae. The coding region runs from base 1 to 2229 and encodes 742 amino acids. The record is from RefSeq and is a predicted model, not a curated record. Gene Ontology annotation, biological process: adenylate cyclase-activating G protein-coupled receptor signaling pathway; cell surface receptor signaling pathway.
AUGUCGGUCUGCGAAACACGUUCUCUGCAUGGAGAAAGACUGGAUUUACUGGGAAGGAAUGACAAGUACGUGUCUCUUAUCAACUACAGCAUCCCUCAGCUAUGUCAGUUCACGGUGUGCAUUGACCUAAACCGGACAGCCAAUGUCAGCUCUUGGGCAGCGUUUUCCUACGACACUAACAAUACCUCCACUGACAUAAAUGACAUAGAGCUCGGGCUCUCUGGAGAAAACAAGCAGUUGAGAUUGUAUCUUUUUGGCACCAGACGAGACAUCGAGAUCGAUCUGGCCCUUUUGGUGUGGUAUAGUGUGUGCUGCUUGUGGGACAGCAGGAAACAACUGCUGGAGGUCUACUGCAACGGUGGUCUUGUGCACACCGAAACCAUUGGCAGCGCUGAGUGCCUGAAACCCAACGGUAGCCUGGUGCUGGGUCAUCUGCACAAAAGAAAGGAUGGCUUUAUUGUGCGGGUGAGCAACAGCUUCAUUGGCAGCUUGUACUACUUCCAAAUGUGGGACCAUGUGAUGGGUCGGGAAGAGCUGCUGGACUGUGCCAUGGGCAAUACUGUCAGCUGGAAGGAAGACUACUGGAACUUCAGCAGCAUCCUUCCCGUUGCAGACCGUCACCUGCGCUGUGUCAGCUUCUUUAACGUUGACAUGAACUUCUCUCUUUUCUACAAAACGGCGAGAGCUCCCGAUUACUAUGAUGCAAGGAAGCUUCUUGAAAACUGGUUCAGUGUCAUAUUUACUGGAGAAGAAUUUGCUGUGACAAACUUUAAAGUCAGUAUCCUGAAGACAACUGAGGAGAUAGGCUAUAAAGUGACUUACACAGAAAGAAAUACGUCAGUGAUAACCACUUCCUUGGCUUUGCUGGUGAUGCGUCCAGAUCCCAGCGUGUUUGGAGGACUGGCCUUUGGCGUUACCUCCUACAACAGAGGCAUGGAUCUCAAGAUCAAUGUUCAAGAAAACCCUUUCAAAAAGGCCCUGGCCUCAGUGUUUUUGCCGAAGUCACUGAAGAAAUUCUUAGGCAUCGAGCACUCUGACCCAGACAAGCAUUCGAAGAUCCAGUUUAAGUUUUUUGGCACGACUUCACUCUUUACAGGUAAUGCAGCAGUGCACUGCGUCUUUUGGGACUUUCAGAAGAACAAUGGACUGGGUGGUUGGAAUACAUCAGGGUGUGAAAUGGAAUAUACAGAUAUGAAUUACACAAUCUGUUUUUGUAACCAUCUUACCCAUUUUGGAGUCCUACUGGACUUGUCCCGGACAGAGAUAGAUAUCACACACGAUCGUAUAUUAACUCUGCUCAGCUAUGCAGGAUGUGGUGCUUCUUCCCUGUUUUUGGGUAUAACACUGGUGACAUAUCUAGCCCUGGAAAAGCUGCGGAGAGACAACCCUUCAAAAAUCCUGCUCAAUCUUUGUGCCGCACUGCUGAUGCUCAACAUGCUCUUCCUCACCAAUUCCUGGCUGUCCUCGUUCAACCAGCCUGGUCUCUGUAUCACCGCGGCCGCACUCCUUCACUAUUUCCUUCUUGCAGCUUUCACGUGGAUGUGCCUGGAGUCUGUUCACUUUUACUUCACUCUUGUCAAAGUUUUCAAUGUUUAUGUCCCAAAGUACAUCCUAAAAUGCUGUAUUGCUGGCUGGGGGUUACCAGCAAUUGUCAUUACUAUUGUGCUCAUUAUAAAUAAAGACUUUUAUGGCAAUGGAUCACAUUCUGAGAGCAAUCCAUUCAGCAAUUUUUGCUGGAUUCAAGAGAACACAGUGUUUUACACCUCUGUUGUGGCCUAUGUCUUCUUAAUAUUUUUGACCAAUACAGCCAUGUUCAUCACCGUUCUCCUUCAAAUCCACUCCAUGAAAUCAAGGACACAAAAGAGAUCCAGAAUCUGGAAACGGGUUUUUCUCCAAGACCUCAAAAGUGCUUUCAGCUUGAUGUUCCUUUUGGGCUUAACUUGGGGCUUUGUCUUUUUUGCCUGGGGAGCAGUGCGGAUAUUUUUCCUGUAUCUCUUCAGCAUUUUUAACACCUUGCAAGGGUUCUUUAUCUUUGUCUUUCACUGCCUAAUGAAGGAAGAUGUAGUGAAGCAGUGCAGACUGAAGUUCAUUACAACCCGAGUGCUGUACCUCUGGAAGAUGGUGAGACCGAACAUCCUUGUUCACGAAGAAUACUACCCAUGGAUACAGGGCUACACUAUCCACAGAAAGCAAGACUUUUUCACUGAUACUGAGUUUGUUUUCUUCUGA